Molecule: messenger RNA, 3039 nt
Organism: Planococcus citri (citrus mealybug)
Lineage: Eukaryota; Metazoa; Arthropoda; Insecta; Hemiptera; Pseudococcidae
Exons: 2
Coding region: 260-1480 (406 amino acids)
Source: RefSeq, a predicted model, not a curated record
AAUAACAUACAUAGGUUAACGUCUAGUGUCACAUGUUGUGAGAACACGAAAGUUCACAUUUUAGCGUCAGAAAAAAAGGUGUUUUGGUGGUGAAAUUAAAAUAUUGAUAAACACCACUUUCUUCUGUCAACUUGUGCAUGUAACCAGUUUCGGUGUUGUUAUUUUUAUUGAUAAAUGAUCAAAAAAUUGCGAUUGAAGUGAAUUAAUCGUGACUUACCAAAAUAAUAGGUAUUUAAUGCAGUCCUGAAAAUCAUCCAUAAUGGACCCUAGAGGAAUAUACGAUUCGCAAGUUCAAAAUGAAAUACGGUCGGACAAGUUUGUGCUCCAUCCCAGAUUGCCAAGCUUACAACAGAUGGCGUACAACCAAAUAGCCAUUGCAGUGUGGUAUAGAUAUUGUUCAACUCCACGCCAACGAGACUAUGGACAGUUUCAUCUUCUGGACUCGAUUGAUAAACCAGAACUAAUGGAUUGCCAUAAACUGAUAAGAGCAUUGGCAAUGCCUACAUUUAUGAAGGAAAUCUUGAGAAAACAUUUAAAGAGAGUUCGUGAAGAAACAAUUAUUUGCAAUAGAUUCUUCAAAUACCAAUUAUUAUCGGAAAACUUGGAGGCACAUCGAAUCCGUCAAGUUGAUUGGGAGUAUUUUGUGUGGCGUCCAGAUGGUCGAAUCAAUUAUAAAAGCACUGCCAUCAAAAUGCUACAUACGGGCGUGUUGACUCAGGUGCAGAAGUUCGCCAUCAUGAGCAAUUUAUGCCUGGAAGAUGAGAUCAAAAUGUUCGAUCUGAAUCACAGUGUUAUGAAAACCUUUAUCCCGAAAGUACACAGAGACUGUGAUCCGUUAUUGUUUUACUGGAUCUGCUACCUGAAGGAAACAUUACACAGAACUACACCAUUCUUCCUUCGUCUAUCUGACCAUCAUGAAAGAUUACAUUUGAUAUAUAAAAAUAAGAACCAUUACGAAGCGUUUGAUUAUUUCUGGAAUGGUUUGAGUGCUGAAGAUCAAGUAUCCUUCAUGAGUGACAGAUUACGUACAUUCGGGAUUUCUCACUGGCAUGGUUGCCUGUUUUACAAGAUGUCUCAUGAUCAAUUAACAAAUUUACUGUUCCAUCAACCAGUUCGGGUGAUAUUACUUUUUAUCAAAAAAAUGGAAAUGCCUGAUUGGGCAAUUAUGGCUUGGAAGCGGUGCAAAAAUUGGAUAUCUGAUGAGCAAUUUGUCACGUUGUUGCACAGCCUGCUCGACAAAUUUGACAAAAAUCCCACCCUUCACCUGGAGUACAAAAUGAGUGUUUUAUUGGAAAUAUGGAAUACGGCCAACGAUCACCAGAAGAAUUAUGCAGCGAGACAGGCAUGUUUAGAAGAAAGUCUGGUUGAUGCCAUCUUGUAUUACCGGAAAAAAAUAACACCCAGUUUUUUCAAGUUUCUACUGAAAUUUUUAUCUCUGAAAAGCGUGGAUUUCAGAAAAAAAACUUAUUCUCGAAGGUGACCCCUCAUUUAUAUUUUAUUUUGAUUUCAACGUGGUACAUAAAAUAUUUGAGUUAUGCUUGCCAAAUUUCCAAGGUAAGGUGGAAUUCAAAACUGAACGGAUUAAAUACAUAAUUCGUCCUUAUUUUUGUAAAAUUUUAUACACCGUUGAAGAUUACGAUGAAUUGAAUAGACGAUUGUUGAGUUCCAUUCAAAACUCGAAUAUUUCUUCAAAAGGUACUCUAAAAAACUUCAUCGAGUCAUUGGCUAUAGCCAAUAAAAGAGAAUACCAAUCUCAUCAUAUCUCUGAUUUGGCGAGAUUGAGUAAAUUCGUCGCCAAAAUUCUGCAAGAAAACGUGUCUUCAGUGUUGAAAAUGAAAGAAUCGACCUCCGCCAACAGUGAUCCAUAUGGACAGUAUGGUAGUUUGAAUGAAUUGAGUAAACUAAUUGAGCAGGAGUUUGUACAUGAACAUCUGCAAGAAUUGAAACACCGAUUAGCUAAAAUACUCCAAACAACAAGCUUUAAAGAAUGGAUUUGGUAUGAUUAUGAUUAUGAUAUGUUCACCCAUCUUUUUUCGUGGUGCUUUGAAAAUGACGAAGAAAUGUUUCUGCAAGUUAAACGUCGCAUACCAAUUAACAAUAUUAUUCCUGAAUUUUUAAAAAGAAUUGGUCUCCGAAUCGCGUCCUUCAAAAAAUUACAGAGAUUUCUGGAGUGGUAUUUCUUCGGUGUAGAGGAAGAAAUUGUAUCUUUUAAAUUAGGUUUAAUGAAUGAUCCUGAGAUUAAUAAUGCAUUAGACUUCGUACAGAAAUACAACAAGUGGUCUCGUAGAGAAUUUUUGCAGUGGAUUGGCCACCCUAUUGAACUCCAUGCUAAAAGUAGUACUUAUGGCAGCACAUAUCGUUUCUUUUCUUUUUUAUUUGCUGUUUUAUCCGUAAUAGGUAUUGGUUCAUCUCUAAGCUAAUGCAUCAUGCCUUAGGCUUAUUUAUAAAGUAAGUAUAAUCUACAAUGACAAACUUGUUCCAAAAGCUUCAUAACUUUGUUAGAAGACAUGAUUUAUGUACAAUGUAUUUGUAAGUACCUAAUUCGUAAUAGAAAUCUCAAUGUCAGUAUUUGGUAUAUCUAGGUAGUUUUGAACGUGAUUCUUUUAUAAGUAUAAGUAGUAAAUUUCAAUAAAUUUCUGCAGCAAUGUUAGCAAAAUUUUGCUGAAUUUUUGUUUUGUUUUUUUUUCAAUGUGUUAUUUUGUAUAAUUUUAUUAAAUUUUAAUCCAAAUUUUUCAACGUAUCAUCAUCUUUUGAUGUUCUUAACUUUUACUUAUAAUCAAUUUUCAUAUCAUUUUCAACAUAUUUUUUGGCGACAUUUUGCUCGAUUUUCUUGAUUUUUAACAAUUUUUGUGAAUUUUUCCAACUGAUGAGUUAUAGUUUGGCAUUUUUGCUGCUGCUGUUCGUUGAAUUUUGAUGAAUAAAUUAGAUCAAUUUCCAAUAUUUCGAGUACCUACCAUUAUUCGAUUUUACAAUCAUCUUACGUUUUGAGAGCUUGGAAGAAAUUUGAUGAAUUCUCAACAGUACGUGAGACUUUUAGGA